GCACGACGACAGCCUGUUAGAAGUUGAGACGCGAGUCACGCGAUAGUAGCUAUUUGCAACAACUUGCGGCGGAUGGUUUACUAUGAAUCCUCCUAAGGGACCCGUUGAAACGACAGCUCAAGAGAAGUCGGACUCGGACAGCGAGGAAAGUCAAAAGCCGAGAGAUGUGACCACCGACACAGGACAUAAAGGAAAAAAGACUUACCUCCCGUUCAGUGUUGAAUCCCUGAUGGCCAAAUCCAGCUGCCAGGUCGCGUGUUCUCCGGCUCUCCCACACCAGAGACUGGGACUGGGACAGGAGGACUUAGUAAGGACUUACUUUGUAGAGAAAACCAAAGUUUCUGUGGACAGUUUGUCAAACGUUUCGGACAGCCUAAACGACGAUAGUGAAGAAUUAAGCGAUAAGGAACAGAGAACUUGGUCAAACUCAUCUUUCACAUCUCCUCCUCGUCACCAGAGCCCAACGCCGUGCCCCUUGCGCAAGCACAAGACGAAUCGGAAGCCACGCACGCCCUUCAGCACCUCCCAGCUGCUCUCCCUCGAGCGCAAGUUCAGGCAGAAACAGUACCUCUCUAUCGCCGAACGGGCCGAGUUCUCCAACUCCCUAAACCUCACCGAGACUCAGGUCAAGAUCUGGUUCCAGAACAGGAGGGCGAAGGCCAAGAGACUUCAGGAGGCCGAGCUGGAAAAGUUCAAAUUCGCCUCCAAACCGCUUCUGGCCCCGUUCGCGCUGCCCUUCCCUCUGGGAUCUCCAUCAUCUCUGUACGGACCCCCAGCCUCUUUCCCGCGGCCCGUACCGAUGCCAGGACUAUUUAACGGACCCGUAUCCUAUGGGAUGUAUUAUUUGUCUUAAAAACAUUCAUCUGACGGCUUCCUCCAAUUUGAAAUGAUUUGAGAGACUUGCGCAAAUAUGAACGUUUACACGAAAUUCACAGGGGAAAUUAUUAUAAUAGCGUUGGUAAUUGCACAAAUAAGUGCUGGAUAAUUUUAGCGAACAACAUAGCUACUACUUUUGUAAUUAUUUGGACGAACCGCUUCUAAUUGCUGUAAUUAAUUAUAGUAUCAUCUUGGACUCGGUAAUGUCACAUUUGAACCCAAUUCCCCAAAGCCACAUGAAAUCACGGAAGGAAGCUGCUGUAUAUUGUGUUUUAUUCUUUGUGUUGUAUAGCUACUGACGUGCUCUUGUGGAGCAACUCUUUUAAGAUCUGACACGGAGGUUAUCCGGACCGUCAGAAGAAGUACUUAUUGGCCUUAUGUUGGAAGUGCCUUGAAAAAGACCAAAUAUUUAUUAGUCUAAAAUAAAAAAUAUUCUUUCUUAAAUUUAACCAUUUGCCUUUUGUUUAUAUCGUCGUAUUUCUGGACGUUUAUUAUUUAGC
Molecule: messenger RNA, 1376 nt
Organism: Sinocyclocheilus rhinocerous
Lineage: Eukaryota; Metazoa; Chordata; Actinopteri; Cypriniformes; Cyprinidae
Product: homeobox protein MSH-B-like
Exons: 2
Coding region: 83-853 (256 amino acids)
Biological process (GO): embryonic morphogenesis; regulation of transcription by RNA polymerase II
Cellular component (GO): nucleus
Molecular function (GO): RNA polymerase II transcription regulatory region sequence-specific DNA binding; DNA-binding transcription factor activity, RNA polymerase II-specific
Source: RefSeq, a predicted model, not a curated record